UCAUAUUCCCUAUCACCCACCUGAAAUAUAGUCAACGCCGACACAUCAGCUUUAAUCAUUGGUUCAAACCAAGGUCAACAUGCUCUCGUGUGACAUAGUACAUGUUUUCGUAGUCGCUAUACUUUUGGUUGACAUCUCUGUAGCAGCGCCAUUUCAAAUCCGGCAAGCCACCUGUUCUGACCACCUUUCCUUCUGCGAGGAUUUCAAGGGCUGGGGGUGUGGCGGUCAGUACGAGGAGUGGGCAAGCUUUAACUGUGCCAAUACCUGUGGAUACUGCAAUAAGAAAGGUUUCGUUAUUCCGCACAAUCCCUUCACCGUAACGCACACUGUGCCCUCGCAUCAAUGCGUUGACAAGAUCUCUAACUGUAAAGAGUACGGCCUGUCAACAUGUACCCUGUAUAAAGCAUGGGCUCAGACCAACUGUGCCUCCAUGUGCGGCCUUUGUGAUUUAGUCAUCGGCUAAUGGAAAAAGGAGGAGUGAGACAAGAUGGUGUGUUCCCCUUAAUAUAUCAAUGAGUCGGCACAAUAAAGCUACCGUUUGUCACGUGA
Messenger RNA from Haliotis rufescens (red abalone), 549 nucleotides. RefSeq lists its product as uncharacterized. The transcript has 5 exons. The record is from RefSeq and is a predicted model, not a curated record. Lineage: Eukaryota; Metazoa; Mollusca; Gastropoda; Lepetellida; Haliotidae. Bases 80 to 463 code for a protein of 127 amino acids.